AUGAGUAAUUCCAACGCGUUCAUGGCUUCGCGUGGAUCUCUCGAUGUCUUGCAACCCAUUCAACUCAACCAGCUCCACGAUGCUCUUCGUCCCCCGUUGAAGAAGCGCAAGCUAUCCGCUUCUAGUGAAUGGGCCGCUGAUAACAUCGUCAUUCGGGCCCACGCCGCGUCCUUAUACGAUGAGCCGUACGUCCUUGAGCCGAUUGCGGUAAUCUCACGGCACCAGUUCCCCUUCGACUGGUUAGAUGUCCCGUCUGCGCUAUCACAGAUCCAAUCCGGGAGUCUCUUCCUAGCGCACAUCCCUUCCCUCGAGUCAGACGCGCAGCCUGAGCUGAACGUCCUGAUUGUUCGACUAGCCUCCGAUGGCGGAUUAUACGUGAUCGAAAGAGUAAAGAGGGGCAUUUACUCCCUUUCGAAGCUAGCCCGGGGCGUAGAAGAAGGAGAUGUCCGUGUUGUCGUGAAAGCGUCUAGCCACCGAGCCAACGCCCUACCUCCAUGCACACCUCGCAAGCGGGUUGAGGUCUCCGCCGAUGGCAGCGACUGGUGGCGAAUGGCGCAGGUUGAUGAUCCGGUGCCUGAUCUUAGCAUCCAGCUUCCGACGAAACGAACCCAGGUUGAUUUUGUUUUUGGGGUGAACACUGAACCUGUGGACCGCGAUGAGCAGAUGAAGAGCAUGUCUCCGGUUGAUCCUAUGGAUGGGGGUUCGAGCUAUGAUGUUCGUAUGCUCUCUGUGCCUCCUGAGUCUCAACUUCCUGCGGACACUGCAGGGGCAGGGGGUGACGCGGCUGGUGAGGAAAUUGUUUGCGAAACCACGCAGUCUCCUCAGGAGCUUUUGGAUGGACUGAGGGCCCAGUAUUUACAGGCUCUCUAUGUCUCCAAGACAUCUGUUGCAUACUUUGCCAAAGGUCCUUUGCCACGCUGUCGGGCCGCAUUCCAAGCCCCGGAACAGGCCGUGGGCAAUAUAUCCGAACUUAUUGGUUUCUAUAGAGAGGCCAUCUUAACAGCCAAGAAGAUGGACUUGAAAUUCCGCGAGACUCUACCAGCAACCGUACACGACGUCGUGCUCAGCAUAUCGGACGAUGAGGUAGCGCCGAAGAAGAGGAAGAGUAAAAAGAAAACGCUUGGGAGGAAUGGGCUUUAUCCCGAGGAACCGGACUUCAUUCGACUAUGGUGGAAGAAUCGCACGCUGACAGAGAUCGGCUCUUUAGUUGAAAUAUCUAGAGAUGCGGAAAUUAAGAAACAUGUGUCUGACUUGCGGUUGCGUGAGACUCAACUCCAGAUUCUCCUUAUCUUGGAGACGAUCGCACUUGAGACGGCUACUGCAGAAGAAGCAAAGAAGGCGGGGCAGGAAGAAGCUCGCGCCGAGACAACCACGGAGAAGCCAAAGCCAAAAAGCAAGAAAGCCCAAGAUCUCAAUGUGAUGCUCGAACUCCACUUGGAUCGUCUAUGCAUCUGGCACGCCGUGAGCUUUGACGAUACUGCGGCAUCUGACACCCAGGCUUCAGGAAGCAACCAGCAAUCGGGCAAGACGGGUGGGAACGAUGCCAUGCGUGACUUCUGCACUGAGGUUAUUAUCCCUUUCUACGCUUCGCGGUUGCCAGACCGUUGCAAAUCCAUUACUCGGAAACUGGGAGUCUCGGCGAGCACGAUAUCCCCUUUCCACAGGUCUACCAAGAAGCCUCGUAAAGAAUCGAGUGCUACAGAGCGCAAUGCAUCUCACAAGUCUCGCCGUCCACUACAUCGGGUUUUGACGGACGAGCAAAGUACCUCGCAAGGCCGAGCGCCACCAUCGCUGAACCGCUCGAUUACUGCACCAUCACAAAUAGAAACCAAACGGGAGACGACGCCCUUGCUACCGUCACUCAGCGCCAGCGUCCGAGGAGGGAUCCAGAAGGCCAAGCGAGCAGAGAACCGAGAAGUCGACCUGUUUGCUGUAUCACGGCAGCACGAGACAAAGCUAAAGCGCGUGCAGAUGCUAUCAGACCAAAAGAAAGAGCUAGACGCUGCUAUUCACGCGCUCCGGAAACCAAACCGCGAACUCGUGGCCAAGGAUAUCGCUCAGGAUGCAGACAGGCGGUCCAGCUCACGAAAGCCUAAGAACCCGGUCCGAAAUCCGCUAGGUCAGGGCGUCCAGGUCAUGGCCACUCCCAGCAAAAUACGGAAGAGAGAUGCAGUUGUCGGCCUUCCACCUUUGCCCAAGAACGCGGCUCGGUCGAAGUCGUCGAAAGCGCCAACUGCGUCUUCCUCAUCGCCGUUCAACUCUGAGCCCCGAGUUAUUCCUGCAUCCACGACCCGACCUACAAGUACGCCCAGGUUUACCGCCGACGUCGUGGUACAAGAGACUCCCUCCCGCCGUCCACCACAGCCUCUAGGGUUAUCCAAAGACCCCGAAGAGCCCAGCGUAGCAGAAUCGCCCAUCCCUGGAGGAAAUCUCUUCCGCGUCCCUCCUCGACCAGGUCCUCGGCCCACGGAUACAAACCCAUUAACACCGGUCAGAUCACAGCAUGUGGGUGCUACAGAUGUUGAUAUGUUCCUAGACGGCCAACAACCACGUCUACCACCUCCUCCCCCGCCCCUCUUUGCUUUGCCUAGCAAAAUCACCUCUUCGGCGCAGAGUUCAAUGGUCUUCGAGACACCGCCAAGGUCUAAACCGGCUUCAGUCCCGACUGCGGCUGGCCGUCGACCGGGUGGUUCUGGCCCUAGUCCUGGCUUUAGGAAGCCAGCUGUUGUUGUGCCAGUUACGCCGGAGAAAUCAAUAUAUUCGACGCUGGGGUGGGAUGAUGAUGAUGAUGAUGAACUUGCAUUGUGA
Aspergillus puulaauensis is the source of this 2808-nucleotide messenger RNA. RefSeq lists its product as uncharacterized. Gene Ontology annotation, cellular component: DNA replication preinitiation complex. The record is from RefSeq and is a predicted model, not a curated record. Gene Ontology annotation, biological process: DNA replication initiation. The transcript has 3 exons. Lineage: Eukaryota; Fungi; Ascomycota; Eurotiomycetes; Eurotiales; Aspergillaceae. The coding region runs from base 1 to 2808 and encodes 935 amino acids.